This is a messenger RNA of Coccidioides immitis RS, 897 nucleotides long. Its product is annotated as ATP-binding cassette. Gene Ontology annotation, molecular function: ATPase-coupled transmembrane transporter activity; ATP hydrolysis activity; ATP binding. The record is from RefSeq and is a predicted model, not a curated record. NCBI's taxonomy places the organism in Eukaryota, Fungi, Ascomycota, Eurotiomycetes, Onygenales, Onygenaceae. The transcript is spliced from 3 exons. Bases 1 to 897 code for a protein of 298 amino acids.
AUGGCGCACCAGGUUGCCUCGGGUGCCAAGCCAAUUGGCCACUUUGUAAUGUUGUUCCAUUAUUGGGUUCAACUCUCUGGCCCUAUCCAGACGCUCGCGAACGGAUUCGGGACCCGGCCGCUUGAUUUUAAGGGCGGUCAGAUAGAGUUUACAAACAUUCAAUCCUCUUAUGAUGGCAGAGAGCCUGUGUUGAAAGAUAUGACCUUCAACAUGCUCCCAAACCAGACUACGGCUAUUGUUGGAAAAUUGGGGGGAGGAAAAUCAAUGAUUUUUAAGCUGCUCCUGCAAUUUUAUGAUCUGAAAGCCGGGGCUAUCUGCAUUGAUGGGCAGGACAUCACCGGGGUUAUGAUUGAAAGUCUGCAAGCAACAUUUGGGAUUGUGCCCCAAACCAGCGAGCUCUUCAAUGGCACUAUCACAGAGAAUAUUCGCAUUGCGAAACCUGAUGCCACUGAUGAUGAUGUUGCACAUGCAUGCGAUGCUGCUGCCCUUCAUGACACAGUCAUGGGUUUCCCCGAUCAAUACAAUACCAUGGUAGGAGUAGGCGGGAAAAAGCUUUCCAGCAGUGAAUUGCAGCGGGUUGCAAUAGCACAAGCAUUUAUCAAAGACCCGAACAUUGUUCUCCUGGAUGAAGCCACUAGCAGCUUGGACAGCAAGACAGAAGCCCGCGUUCAACAGAGUUUGACGAAGCUUUGUGCCGGUCAGACUAUGAUGGUCAUCGCGCACCACCUUUCUACCAUCGCAAAGGCUGACCAGAUACUUGUAGUCAAUGACAGCAAGAUUAUGGAAGAGGGUACACACUCGGAGCUUCUUGAACAGGGGGGCCAUUAUCACUAUCUUUGCAAUUUGCAAGGUGUUUUUACUUCAAUCAAAGAUGAUUCAUCAAGCACAUGCUCGUAA